AUGAGCGACGCGAAGGAGCUUGGUGAAGCAAUCGACGAGACGGUUCGAAUUUUGGGGAAUGAUGCUAAUGGUCCUCAAAUCGCGGCUGACAACAACGACGCAGCGGCCCGUGGGGCCCGACUAACACUGGAAGAUGUUCAGAAACGGUCUCCAGAUAAACCACAGAGUAUGCAGGGACCUGAUGGGAAGAUGGGGAAGGGAUUACACAUGAUCCGGACGGGGCUGCUUGAUAACGCUGUGAGGGUGGCGCUGCAGGAGACCGUGGAUGUACAAUAUACAUUGUUGCUCUUAAUUUUCUGACCAAGAAGUAUAGCUGAGGACUUACUCUCUCCCAUGUGGCUUGAUCUGAUGGUUUAGAAAAUUUAGAAUAUUUAGAUUCAACAUGAAACGCGUCACACUGAUAAUAGAGGGGCACCCCUUUCAAAUCUUACAAACUGACUCCAUAUCGACGUCGUAACAGUAAUUCACUUUGAAACUUUCAUCCCUUGUUCAACACUCUCGCAGAUGGCGGAUAUGACGCUUGUUCUUACUUCACCGGGCAGAAAAGCGAUCGCUAUUCACGUUGCCUCCGGUUGGCCUCUGCGACCAAUUCUUACUUCUUUCCCGACAACAGGCUCUCAGAUGUUAGUUCAAAUUCAUGGACGGACCCAAAAGGUGACCACGACGUACAACGAGAGCUGGAACCAGGUGCUCCUACUGUGAUUUUUAGAUUUUAGAUCUGUGCUGAGAUGGUUCCAUGAUGUUUCACUGUGAUACUGCCCUACAUGUCAACGCUAUCGCUCAUUUUCAUUCUUUGUUGCCCUUAUGGCUUUUCUACAUCUUUUCCACCUUUCCCACAUACAGAUAGUGAAGAUCAUGGGGACGAUCACGGAGCUGAGUGAUGGAGGAUGUUGGCGGCUAUUCUUCGACCGAGUUAUGUCGUGUGGCAAUAAUACAGCAGCAGAAGGAGACAUCGAUCGUCUCUGGGAGGAGUACAUCAUGGACCGCCCCUUUCCGAAGGGCAUGCUGCUGGGAGAUUCCGUUGCAGGACAUACCCCCGAGCGAGGGCCGCUUGGAUACACGAAUACUCGCCGGAGUGAGGGCUGGGAGGGUUCGAAGAGAGACGCAGGCGCCGACAAGCGUGGAAGAGGCAGGACGCGAGAUCUUAAGAUAAUUACUAUCUCAGUUUAGAUUCUUUUGAUUUCAGUGAUGACGGCCAAGACUUUCACUCACUGUGAUUUCACUUGGUAUUCCUCUAAUACAAGCCGUCGCAGCGAUGACAGGAAUUCUGGAAGGAGCAGCUCGUCGGGAGGCGACAGUAGUGGGGAUGAGGCGAAGCGUUUUCUAUCUGAGAGGUAUGACCGUUUCAAGCAGAAGCAUGCCGAGAAGCGUGAGUCUCAGCCGCAGUUCAAGGCGGCAAGCAAGUCGUCAUCUUCUAGCAGUGCGCAGAAAGGCAGGCAUGAUAGAGCAGCAAAAGCAUCUGGUGCGAACUCUCGGGGAAAUUCAAGUAGGAAGGCGUCUACUCGAGGCAGGUCAAGCGGCGACAAGCAGUCUGGUAAUAAUGGCACCAAGCGACCACAGGAAAACGACGGCAACAAACGUCCCAAAGGAGAUAAGAACGAUGGCAAGAGCAGGCAGCGCUCCCGGACAGCCGAUGGAAAGAGAGGUGCUUCUUGUUGACUUUUCUGACUUUGUAUUUUGUUGUAGAUGAACUAAAGACAAUCUUCCUUUAGACUUUUUCACUAAGGACAUGGUGGCUAAGUUCACCCAUCGCAACUCUACCAGGUGCUGGAAGAUCGAGAUCGAGAAACCGCAGCAGGAAAACGGACGGAACGCGCAACUCUGACAAGGGAGCGUCGCGGAAUGAGCGCGAGAGCCGAAAGCAAAAGAAGUCAACGGAGAAGCCUAGUACGACCAACCCCACCAACACGGCGCACGACAAGAGAAGCAAGCCGAGCCGUACUUUGGAUAUUGGAUGCUCUUGAAGAACUAGUAGUGUUCAUCUUCUAUCAAAAAUCUACAGCUCCUGUCUCCCAUACUCGCACCCCGCAACUUUCUUUCAGUUUUCACUCUAUCGAAAAACUUAUAACCAGGUGACGAUCGCAAGCGUGGCUCCGAUGGAACUCGACGAAGAUCUGCAGGUUCGCCUGGCGGCAAGCGCGAGCACAAGACUACCGACAAGACCAAGCAGAAGCGGACUGCAUCAUCUAAAGAUGAUCCGCGGCAGGAGCACGCAGACAAGAAUCCGAAGCGGUCUCGGAGGGAGAAAGCUAGUUCUCGCGGUCGUGACAAAGCGACCCGUAAUGCAUCUGGAGCUCAAGCACCAGGCCAAGGCUCCAAGUCCAAGAAGGCCAACAACACUGAGAAGCAGAGUGGAGCUCCAGCAAGUCGUUCUGCUUCGGCCUCAGCAAGAAAGGGCCAUGAUGCUAAUCCAGAUAAGCCGCGGAGAACCCGCUCCAAAGGUGACGCGAAGUCUCGUGCUGACCAUGCUCGUGAUGACACCGCUGAAAAGGAGCAUGAUGGCCGCAGUCGAUCUAAAGGCACUUACUUUCUCUAGUUUGGGUCCCGUCAAUAGCAGGAUUCUCAUACACACUUCACAUCGAUGUUUGCAGUUUCAAUCUCGACGAAGUGCAUGAUUUAGAUUUCUCUGAGAAGUUUCUGGAUUAGACAUAAGCUGGCUCUUUUUUCUACCUGUAUCAUAUCAAUCAUCUUAUCUACAGGUCACAGCAAGGAGGCACGAGACGGAGGCUCCAAGCAUAAGACUACCGACAAGACCCGCGGGAAAGACAAGGGCGUGCAGGAGGUGUCCGAGGACGAUCUGUCUCAGAGUGAUUCCAGCGACCGGUCUGAGUCGACCGGCAGUCUAGGAGAUGAUCCACAAGCAGAUCCGAACUUCGGAGACGAUCAGUCUACAUAUCGUGAUGAGGAUGGUCUCAGUUCUCGCUCACAGUCCGGCGACGAUGAUGCACAUGAUGAUGGAGAUGGUGACUCACGUUCGAACUCAUCUCAAACUCGUUCCUCCGAUAGCGAGAAUGAUGACGACGUCUCGACGAGUGACUCUGAGGAGUUCAGUCGCGAGUGCGGUCGCGACUCCCGCUCGCGUGGCGAAGGCCGUGAUGAAGCGGGCAGUUGA
Messenger RNA from Amoebophrya sp. A25, 3112 nucleotides. NCBI's taxonomy places the organism in Eukaryota, Dinophyceae, Syndiniales, Amoebophryaceae. The record is from the annotation of a GenBank genome assembly.